AUGGUAGCAUGGUGUGAUUCCUUUACUUAUCGACCAUUCCCCUUGCUUCAGCAGAUGAGACUGUAUCAUCCCGGCUCGUCUGCAUCUCCUACGCACAACGACACUGGUCGCACACCCACUGAGGAGAUCCCUUCAUCGCGAUUUAUGGAGAUUUUCUUAGACGCCACUCGCGCCCACAGCCUCGACUCCGAGCCUCCGAACGUCGGCUCCUUUUAUUCCCGGUUGUUUUCCCCUGCAAAAAAAGGAUCGCAUUCCGUUGACGGCUUUCCCGAGGCCCCGGUAGCGAACUCCGCGCUUCAUUAUUUCCCUAAUGCCUCGGUGGCAUCUCUUUUUAUCAUUCGACCCCGCGCGGACGGGGUAUUUGAAAUCCCUGAGGAAGUCCAUGAAGAGAAAGGCGGAGGAUCUGGCCUCCGCACGCGUCCUUUUCGCACGCCAUUGGACGCGGUGAAGGCACUUCCCCCGUUACUACGCGAGGCUGCCGCGCAGGAGGCGAUUUCGCGCGCCCAGCGAUCCUCAACUCGCGUGGAUGCGAGGGGGGCCUCCCAACCUUCCGACGGCGAUGUCGCUGCGCGUCUUCAUCCGGCCUUCAUCCGCAGCGUCCUCGAGCAGGCCUUUCUUCGCCUUUACCUCCGCCCUUUGGAGGGUGGGGAGGGGAACUCCCGCCCGGUGGAGGCCGCCUCUUCCCCUUCCUCCCAUCGAGUGCGGUCGGACGGAAAGGGGAGGGCUUUCUACGCCCACGUUUAUCCACUCUGCACGUACGAUGCGUUGCCGCGUGCGUUGCGCGAGGCCCUCGAGCGCGGCCUCGCCGCGGUGUGGUUGUCAUCCGCCUUUUCCUUUCACGUGGCGUGGGCGUGGUUGCUCGGGCGGGGCUACGGCCGCCUCGCGCUGGAGCUUUUCAUGUUGUGGGGGUGGGCAAACCCCGAUUCGAUUGUGGUCGAGCAGGCGCAACGCCUCCUCCCGACGACGUACCCUACCUGGAAAGGGGGUCUUUUGGUCGAGAAAGGGGCGAAUCGCUUGGUGGGGCUGCGUGCGAUCGCCCUUCAGCUCCACUCGCACGUCGCGGGGAUGUCGGAUUCGGAGUUGCGAACCGCCCACCUCUGCGGGGGGUUUCUCACCACGACGUUGAUGUAUCCGAAAGGAUACCUCGAGGCCCUCGCAACCCACCUAGGGGCUCAGCUGCCGUACAAAAAGUACUACGUCACCUGCGCGUUGCUGCCGCAAGUCCUGAAAGCCGCGGCGCGCUUGUCGGAUAUGACAUUCUCGGCGAAACCGGGGAAACGUUCCGAACCUGGCGUCGAGAGAAACCACCGUGAACGGCCUGCAUGGCCGCCGCCGAGGUAUGAUCGGGGCGCCGAGAUAUUCCAGGAGCUCAUGCGCGAAUGGGUGCUCCCGGUUCUUUGCCCCUCCCAACGCCUUCCGUCGCUGCUCCAGCCGCAACGUGGAAAUCUCGCCUCCUCUGUUGAGUUUUCUUCCGAAGAGAUUGGGUAUGACCCUUACACGGAGCGCUGCGAAGAGUGGAUCGUCCUCGCAUGCACCCUCGCCGCGAUCGGGCUACUUGAAGGCUACGUGGUGGCGUCGCGAAGAGCCCAUGCCAUACGUGCCGUCAGCACCAUCCGCAACGACCCUUCAAAUUACGAGGAUCCCCAUCCGAGGGUGCCGGAUGAGCACGAACAGAAGGUGGUUGAACCAACCCCCCUUCUCGAGGCCACCCUCUUGGAUAUUCUGCGUGAGCGAUAUCUUGCAUGGGCGUGGAGCCUCGUCUCCUCCAGGCUGUCUACGGAUGCAAACUCGCUGGAGAUGUUGCAGGCGCGAACGCGCGUCGAGGAUUGGGCGCGAGUGAUCUUUUCCACGGUUUUCGACGGCUUUCACGCCUCCGGGGUGUUCCAUCCCGCCCCGACAAGACGACCGAUCACCGCGUGUGGGGUUUGGCGUCGUCUUCAUGACGCGCUGCUCGGGAAAUUCCCUCACGUCUUCCACGGCGGCAGCACCGUGGCGACGCUUUGGGUGCUCAUGACGUUGGAAGGGAUGAGCACCCACCUGCCCUGCGGGCCGUUGCCGGUUUCGUUCUUUGGGAAAGAGGAGGCCCUGAUAGCGUGGCGAAGGGUGGCGGGCUUUGGGGGAGGUUGGGAGGUUUCAACAAGGGAUUUUCACCACCGCGCGAGAAAUCCAGCCGCGGAGGAGGCCAUGGAGUAUUGGAAAACCUCCGGGAGUGGUUACCAACCGCGUGAGGAACGUCAGCGGCGGAUGGAGUUUCUCCUCGCCGGGAUAGCCACCGCAGGGGAGGAGGCGGGAGGAGGGGGGGGGGCGCCCCAUUCGGCGGGGGAGUUUCUCAGGCCCCCCUCCAUCCUUCGCCUCCAAUCGCGUUCAUUGGGUUUCCCACGCCGCCCAGGAUAUUUUCGAGGAAAGCGGCGCGGUGGAGGCCUUACGGGAGGCCGUGGCGGCCGCUCUCGACGUCUUUCGACGCCACGCCGCGCUCCCGGUGUUGCGGCCCGCCCCUUUCCGUGGGGGGGGUGCCCCCCCCCUUCUCCCUUCGGCGGGAUUCACGGCCGAAGAGGAGCUCGCCGGGGUUGCGCGAGGGGCCGCGUAUCCGUCGUUUUACGUCCUCCUGAAGCUCCUUCAGGUGCUGGUGAGGUGGGGGCAACCCGGCGCCGCCGCCCCUCGCACCCCGCUCUGGUGGGAAAUGCUGGAAAGGGAGGUGGUGGGGGCGUGCGCGCCGAUCCUCGCGAGGUUCGUUCGACGGCUGGGAAUGCUCGGAUCGGUGCAUAG
Phytomonas sp. EM1 is the source of this 2766-nucleotide messenger RNA. The record is from the annotation of a GenBank genome assembly. Lineage: Eukaryota; Euglenozoa; Kinetoplastea; Trypanosomatida; Trypanosomatidae.